Molecule: messenger RNA, 498 nt
Organism: Rosa rugosa (rugosa rose)
Lineage: Eukaryota; Viridiplantae; Streptophyta; Magnoliopsida; Rosales; Rosaceae
Product: secreted RxLR effector protein 161-like
Exons: 2
Coding region: 1-498 (165 amino acids)
Source: RefSeq, a predicted model, not a curated record
AUGAUUAGUAGUUUGUUAUACCUCAUUGCCAGUCGUCUUAAUAUCUCCUACAGUGUGGGAGUGUGUGCUCGAUUUCAAGCUCAACCCAAAGAGUCUCACUUAGAAGCUGUAAAAAGGAUCAUCCGAUAUGUUGCUGGUACAAUUCACUGUGGUCUUUUCUAUACCUUCGACACUAAUGUAGAGAUUGCAGGAUAUUCUGAUGCUGAUUGGGGAGGAAAUCUGAAGGACAGAAAAAGCACAUCUGGGGGAUGCUUUUUCAUUGGAAACAAUCUGGUUGCAUGGCAUAGCAAGAAACAAAACUGUAUCUCUCUAUCUACUGCCGAAGCUGAGUAUGUUGCAGCUGGGAGUUGCUGCACGCAAAUGCUUUGGAUGAAGAAAAUGCUUCAUGACUAUGGCAUCUCUCAAGAUAGUCAACUUGCUGACUUGUUCACUAAACCACUUGACACUGCUAGGUUUGAGAUGUUGAGAAAUGCUCUAGGGAUAUGUUCUAAGCAGUAA